This is a messenger RNA of Nicrophorus vespilloides, 2327 nucleotides long. RefSeq names its product DNA replication licensing factor Mcm5 (gene Mcm5). Gene Ontology annotation, biological process: double-strand break repair via break-induced replication; DNA replication; DNA replication initiation. Gene Ontology annotation, cellular component: nucleus; MCM complex. The record is from RefSeq and is a predicted model, not a curated record. The coding region runs from base 66 to 2264 and encodes 732 amino acids. Lineage: Eukaryota; Metazoa; Arthropoda; Insecta; Coleoptera; Silphidae. Gene Ontology annotation, molecular function: 3'-5' DNA helicase activity; DNA replication origin binding; single-stranded DNA helicase activity. The transcript has 10 exons.
AAGUGGUUAUAAAUCUGUCUUUUGUUGUUGUGGUUUAAAUCAGUUUUAAAUUCCAAUAGAACAGGAUGGAAGGCUUUGAUGAUGCCGGUGUUUUCUUUAGUGAUAAUUUUGGCGGAGAGGACAAUCAGAAUGAUAAUCAAGUUAAUCUUCAAGGCGUUAAGAAAAAAUUUAAGGAAUUUCUUAGGCAGUUUCAUGUGGAUAACUUUAAUUACAAAUACAGAGAUACAUUGAAACGAAAUUACACAUUAGGAAACUAUUACUUAGAGGUAAAUAUAGAAGAUGUUGCUAGUUUUGAUGAAGCGUUGGCAGAAAAAAUCAACAAACUGCCUUCUGAACAUUUGCCAAUUUUUGAAGAGGCCACCAAGGAGGUGGCUGAUGAGCUCACUGCACCAAGACCAGAAGGAGAUGAGGAGAUUCAAGAUGUUCAAAUCAUGCUUACUUCUGAUGGAAACCCAGCAAAUUUGAGAGCUAUGAAUUCAGAUGUAGUAUCCAAGUUGGUUAAAAUACCAGGGAUCAUAGUUAGUGCAUCUGGCAUUAAAGCUAAAGCUACAAAAAUUGCAAUUCAAUGCAGAUCCUGUAGUAAUGUAAUUUCCAAUUUAGCUGUGAAACCUGGCUUAGAAGGAUAUGUUAUGCCCAGGAAAUGCAAUACAGAGCAAGCUGGUAGACCAAAAUGCCCAUUGGAUCCAUACUUUAUUAUACCAGAUAAAUGCAAUUGUGUUGAUUUCCAAGUUCUGAAAUUACAAGAACUUCCAGAUGGAAUUCCUCAAGGUGAGAUGCCAAGACAUCUUACACUUUACUGUGACAGAUAUCUAUGUGAAAGAGUGGUACCAGGGAAUAGAGUAUUCAUCCUUGGUAUUUAUUCAAUCAAGAAAGUGGGACGGCCUUCAAGAAGAGAUCAUCGAGAAAAAGCAAUUACCGGCGUACGAGCUCCUUACAUGAGAGUUGUCGGAAUACAAAUUGACACUGAGGGCGUAGGCGGCAAGGGGACCUCAGUGGUAUCUGCAGAAGAAGAAGAUCUUUUUAGGAGGAUGGCUGCUUCGUCGAAUAUAUACGAGAGGCUGGCGAUGAGCAUUGCUCCUUCCAUUUUCGGAGCAGUUGAUAUUAAGAAAGCAAUUGCUUGUUUGUUAAUGGGAGGAUCUCGCAAGAAGUUACCAGACGGUUUGACGAGGAGAGGAGACAUUAACAUAUUACUUCUUGGCGAUCCUGGUACAGCCAAGUCUCAGCUUUUGAAAUUUGUCGAACGUGUGGCCCCUAUAGCUGUUUAUACCUCGGGAAAAGGAAGUUCCGCAGCAGGUUUAACUGCCUCUGUAAUGAGAGAUCCUUCUUCCAGGAACUUUGUAAUGGAAGGCGGAGCUAUGGUACUUGCAGAUGGUGGUGUCGUUUGCAUAGACGAGUUCGAUAAAAUGCGAGAGGACGAUCGAGUAGCUAUUCACGAAGCCAUGGAACAACAAACAAUUUCCAUAGCGAAAGCUGGGAUCACUACCACUUUGAAUUCUCGUUGUUCAGUGUUAGCUGCUGCAAAUAGUAUCUUUGGUAGAUGGGAUGAAACGAAAGGUGAGGAGAAUAUCGACUUUCUACCGACGAUUUUAUCCCGUUUUGAUAUGAUCUUCAUUGUUAAAGACGAACACGACCAAAAUCGAGAUAAGACUUUAGCGAGGCAUAUUAUGAGCGUACAUAUGAACGCUGGUCAAACCAAUAGUGAACCUAAGGAAGGAGAGCUGUCUUUGGAAUUAAUUAAGAAGUAUAUAAAUUAUUGCCGCACGAGAUGUGGACCUCGCUUAAAUAAUGAAGCUGGUGACAAAUUGAAAAGACGAUAUGUUUUAAUGCGGUCAGGUACAUUACAACACGAAAAGUCGGUGGAUAAAAAGAGUGCCAUUCCCAUCACAGUUCGUCAAUUGGAAGCGAUAAUUCGUAUGUCCGAGAGCUUAGCUAAAAUGCAGUUACUCCCAUUUGCAACGGAGGUUCAUAUCAAUGAAGCCCUGCGUCUUUUCCAAGUGUCUACUCUUGAUGCAGCCAUGAGUGGAACGUUGUCUGGAGCCGAGGGUUUUACCACCGACGAAGAACACGACAUGUUGUCUAGGAUCGAGAAGCAGUUGAAGAGAAGAUUCGCCAUAGGUACCCAAGUAUCGCAGAUGAAUAUAAUCCAAGACUUCACGCAACAGCAGUACCCGGAACGUGCAGUCCAGAAAGUUAUCCAUACUAUGAUCAGAAGAGGACAAUUGCAACAUAGAAUGCAGAGAAGGAUGCUGUAUCGAUUGAGUUAAUUCGAUUAUAAUAACUGUAACUUUAUUUUUUGUAUCUUUUUUAAAUACAUCGUUUGCUUAAUA